AUGGGACCUUGGUCGGCGGACAUGAAAACUUUCAUGGGGGCCCUGUCGGCACGGCUGAUCGACGCCACUGGAGACCAUAGGGCUGGCGCUUACCUCUCCCAGCGUAUAUCCCUGGCAAUACAGAGAGGGUAUUCAGUUUUAGAUUUGUACAAGGAAUUAGAAUUUGGGGAUGUUGAUGGAAAAUAUCUUAGUAAAAUUUGUUCCAUUCUGUUUCAGUUAAUAAAUAUAACUGCAACGUUAACCUGGAAUUACUCGGAUCUCUUCAUAGUUUGCAUAAGUUAUUAUUUAAAUUCAAUCUUACAAGGAAUCUACAAAAAAGUGAUUGAUAAUAAAGCUAAGGUAUGUAUGCGAAUUGCCUACGACUACGAACCGAUAGAUAUUGCUGUUCCGUAUAGGAAAUAUAGCCGCAAACAAAUAUACCCGUUGUCUUCGAUAAUAUCCUAUUCUAUUAUAUUUUCUCAGUUGCAGUAUUUGUCUUCAAGUUUUUGGGCUUCGGUUCGAGAGGACUACAACCACGCGGCGCAGCUGGUCCGAGCGGUCGAUGAGGUCGUCAGUGGCGCCGUAUUCGCAUCUUUUACCAUUAAUCUGUUCUUCAUUUGCUUUCAACUGUACAAUUUGUUGUCGUUACUUGUGUUGGUUUUUUCCGGCUCUUAUUUAAUUAAUGAUGUCUCGUUCACAAAUUUCAGGCCAUUGGGAGGAUAUGAGAAUGUGAUAUAUCUCACCUAUUCAAUGAUGUUUGUUUUAUUUCGAUAUUUGUGUGUUUCUCUCAUCGCUGCUCGAGUGCACACAACCUCACAGUCCCUGGCUCCUGCACUUUAUGACGUUUCAUCGACCGUUUAUAACGUUGAGGUUCAAAGAUUUUUGGAUCAAGUUCAUCAUGAUACGGUGGCCUUAAGCGGUCUUAAAUUUUUUUACGUCACGAAAAGUCUCGUAUUGACUGUGGCUGGUUCUAUUUUUACAUACGAGCUGGUUCUAUUACAAUACGGUGGAUAAUAGUUUUAAAUAAGUAAUAUUAG
Molecule: messenger RNA, 1016 nt
Organism: Cydia pomonella (codling moth)
Lineage: Eukaryota; Metazoa; Arthropoda; Insecta; Lepidoptera; Tortricidae
Product: gustatory receptor for sugar taste 64a-like
Exons: 7
Coding region: 1-993 (330 amino acids)
Biological process (GO): sensory perception of chemical stimulus; detection of chemical stimulus involved in sensory perception of taste
Cellular component (GO): membrane
Molecular function (GO): taste receptor activity
Source: RefSeq, a predicted model, not a curated record